AUGAGCAGCUCCUCCGUCGAGUCAUUAGUCAGCCCAGGGCUGGAGGACAGCCAGACAGAGAAAAUUCCAAGCCCAGGAAAGUCUCUCAGUCCUGUGCUUAUGUGUAAGGUCUGUGGGGAUACCAGCAGUGGUAAACACUAUGGUAUUUAUGCCUGUAAUGGUUGUAGUGGCUUCUUCAAGCGAAGUGUCAGAAGAAAGCUCAUCUACAGGUGCCAGGCAGGUACUGGGAUGUGUCCUGUGGAUAAAGCCCAUCGGAAUCAGUGCCAGGCUUGUAGACUGAAGAAAUGUUUGCAGGCUGGUAUGAAUAAAGACGCCGUUCAGAAUGAACGCCAGCCCCGUAGCACUGCCCAGGUCCGAUUGGACACUGCUGAGCUUGACCCUGAAAAGGAGCACAUAGCCACAACCAGAGAGCCCACUUUGUCAUCUGCCAGCACCCAGAGACCAGCUUCCUCCAACAUCAGUAGCACUCAGAUAACCAUCAGUCCACCCAACAACCAUCGGUUCAUGGCCAGCCUGAUGACCGCUGAGACCUGUGCCAAGCUGGAGCCUGAGGACGUGGAUGAGAACAUCGAUGUGACAAGCAAUGAGCCAGAGAGGACAUCCACCGAGUACCAGAUAUCCAUUUAUCCUCCGAGUAGUCUCGAGAACGUGUAUGAGACUUCCGCCAGAUUGCUUUUCAUGGCAGUUAAAUGGGCCAAGAAUCUUCCAGUCUUCUCUAAUCUGCCAUUCCGGGACCAGGUGAUUCUGUUGGAGGAAGCCUGGAAUGAGCUCUUCCUGCUCUGUGCUAUCCAGUGGUCCAUGCCAUUGGAAAGUUGCCCUUUGUUGUCAUUACCUGAACUCUCUCAUUGCCCUCAGGGCAAGAGUAGUCCUGCUGUGGCUGACAUCCGCAUACUGCAGGAGAUCAUGAGUCGAUUCAAGGCCAUUGCUGUGGACCCCACCGAGUUUGCAUGUCUGAAGGCUGUGGUACUCUUUAAACCAGAAACAAGGGGUUUGAAGGACCCAGAGCAGGUGGAGAAUCUACAGGAUCAGUCUCAAGUGAUGCUGGGUCAGCACAGCAGGACACAUUACCCAAUCCAGCCAGUUAGAUUUGGGAAGUUGCUGCUCCUCCUACCAUCACUCCGUUUUGUCUCUUCAGAACAAAUUGAGCUGCUAUUUUUCCACAGAACCAUUGGUAAUACUCCCAUGGAAAAGCUUCUCUGUGACAUGUUUAAGAGUUGA
Rhincodon typus (whale shark) is the source of this 1218-nucleotide messenger RNA. RefSeq names its product nuclear receptor subfamily 2, group E, member 3 (gene nr2e3). The transcript is spliced from 8 exons. Bases 1 to 1218 code for a protein of 405 amino acids. Lineage: Eukaryota; Metazoa; Chordata; Chondrichthyes; Orectolobiformes; Rhincodontidae. Gene Ontology annotation, biological process: cell differentiation; negative regulation of transcription by RNA polymerase II; positive regulation of transcription by RNA polymerase II. The record is from RefSeq and is a predicted model, not a curated record. Gene Ontology annotation, molecular function: zinc ion binding; RNA polymerase II cis-regulatory region sequence-specific DNA binding; nuclear receptor activity.